Molecule: messenger RNA, 2640 nt
Organism: Aspergillus steynii IBT 23096
Lineage: Eukaryota; Fungi; Ascomycota; Eurotiomycetes; Eurotiales; Aspergillaceae
Product: M1 family metallopeptidase
Exons: 3
Coding region: 1-2640 (879 amino acids)
Biological process (GO): peptide catabolic process; proteolysis
Cellular component (GO): cytoplasm
Molecular function (GO): peptide binding; metalloaminopeptidase activity; zinc ion binding
Source: RefSeq, a predicted model, not a curated record
AUGUGCAGCUCUCGACGUGCCGAGGUGCCUUCAGGCUCGACCAACCUUACCCACGGUCGUGAGGUGCUGCCCACGAACGUCAAACCGGUUCAUUAUGAUCUGACGCUGGAGCCGAAUUUCGAGGCUUUCACCUACGAUGGAUCCGUCGUCAUUGAUCUUCAGGUCGCAGAGGACACCACUUCCGUCUCCCUCAACACCAACGAAAUUGAUAUCCAUGCGGCCACUGUCUCGGCCCAGGGCGCCGUCGUGUCCUCCAACCCCGAGAUCUCGACCGACAAGGACACGCAGGUUGCGACCAUCAAGUUCGCCGACACCAUCCCCGCCGGCUCCUCCGCUCAGUUGAAGUUGAACUUCACCGGUAUCCUCAAUGACAACAUGGCCGGUUUCUACCGCUCCUCCUACAAGACCAAGGAUGGUCAAACGAAGUACCUUGCUUCCACCCAGAUGGAGCCUACCGAUGCUCGCCGGGCCUUCCCCUGUUUCGACGAGCCGGCCCUCAAGGCCAAGUUCACAAUCACUCUUAUCGCCGAUAAGGACAUGACCUGUCUGAGCAACAUGGACGUUGCGUCGGAGACUGACGUGAAGGACGGCCUCAAGAAGGCCGUCAAGUUCAACACCUCCCCCCAGAUGUCGACCUACCUGGUGGCUUUCAUCGUGGGCCACCUGAACUACAUUGAGACCAAGGACUUCCGCGUCCCCAUCCGUGUCUAUGCCACUCCCGACCAGGAUAUCGAGCACGGCCGCUUCUCGCUGGACCUGGCUGCCCGGACCCUGGCUUUCUAUGAGAAGGCGUUCGACAACGAGUUCCCUCUGCCCAAGAUGGACAUGGUGGCCGUGCCCGAUUUCAGCGCCGGAGCCAUGGAGAACUGGGGUCUGAUCACCUACCGUAUCGUCGAUGUUCUGCUGGAUGAGAAGACCAGCGGUGCGUCGCGCAAGGAGCGUAUUGCGGAGACCGUCCAGCACGAGCUGGCCCACCAGUGGUUCGGAAACCUGGUGACCAUGGACUUCUGGGACGGCCUCUGGCUCAACGAGGGUUUCGCCACGUGGAUGUCGUGGUACUCCUGCAACAGCUUCUACCCCGAGUGGAAGGUGUGGCAGACCUACGUCAUCGACAACCUGCAGAGCGCUCUCUCGCUCGACUCGUUGCGUAGCAGCCACCCCAUUGAGGUUCCGGUCAAGCGCGCCGACGAGAUCAACCAGAUCUUCGAUGCCAUCUCCUACUCCAAGGGCUCUUCCGUUCUGCGCAUGAUCUCCAAGUACUUGGGCGAGGAUGUCUUCCUCCAGGGUGUCCGCAACUACAUCAAGAAGCACGCCUACGGUAACACCGAGACCGGUGACUUGUGGUCGGCCCUGGCCAAUGCCAGCGGCAAGCCCGUGGAGCAGGUCAUGGACAUCUGGACCAAGAACGUCGGAUUCCCCGUGGUGACGGUGUCGGAGAACCCGAGCAACUCGUCCAUCAAGGUGAAGCAGAACCGCUUCCUGCGCACCGGCGACGUGCGUCCCGAGGAGGACAAGACGCUUUUCCCCGUCAUGCUGGGCCUGCGCACCGAGCAGGGCAUCGACGAAAACACGAUGCUCACCGAGCGCGAGCAGGAGUUCAAGGUGCCCAACCUUGACUUCUUCAAGCUCAACGCGGACCACUCCGCCAUCUACCGCACCUCGUACACUCCCGAGCGUCUCACCAAGCUCGGUGCGGCCGCCGGUAAGGGUCUUCUCACCGUGGAGGACCGUGCCGGUAUGAUCGCCGAUGCUGGCGCCCUGGCGGCGUCAGGCUACCAGAGCACCUCCGGCCUUCUCUCCCUGCUGAAGGGCUUCUCCACCGAAUCCGAGUUUGUCGUGUGGAACGAGAUCCUCACCCGGAUCGGCACCCUGCGCGCCGCCUGGCUCUUCGAAGACCAGAAGACCAAGGACGCCCUCAAGGCCUUCCAGCGCUCGCUGACCAGCGAGAAGGCCCACGAGCUGGGCUGGGACUUCUCCGAGAAGGACGGCCACAUUCUGCAGCAGUUCAAGGCUCUCAUGUUCGGCAGUGCCGGUAUGGCCGACGAUCCCGUCGUGGUCAAGGCCGCCCAGGACAUGUUCGCCCGCUUCUCCGCCGGCGACGCCGGCGCCAUCCACCCCAACAUCCGCGGCAGCGUCUACUCCAUCGUCCUGAAGCACGGCGGCGAGAAGGAAUACGACGUGGUCUACGACCGCUUCCUGCACGCCCCCACCUCCGACGAGAAGACCACCGCCCUCCGCUGCCUCGGCGCCGCCGAGAAGCCCGAGCUGAUCCAGCGCACCCUGGGUCUCGCCAACGGCGACGAGGUCAAGAACCAGGACAUCUACAUGCCCCUGGGCGGCCUGCGCAGCCACACCGCGGGUAUCGAGGCCCGCUGGUCCUGGAUGAAGAACAACUGGGACGCCCUGUACAAGCGUCUUCCUCCCGGUCUGGGCAUGCUCGGCACCGUGGUCCAGCUCAGCACUGCUAGCUUCUGUACCGAGGCGCAGCUGAAGGACGUGGAGACGUUCUUUGCCAGCAAGGAUACGAAGGGCUUCGACCGCUCCAUCGAACAGAGUCUCGACGCCAUCCGCGCCAAGAUCAACUGGGUGAACCGUGACCGCGCAGACGUCACGGCCUGGCUGAAGGAGAGCAAGCUCUAA